GAAUUAUCUUCAUGGAAUUUAUUAACAAGAACAAAGAAGAAAUAUCAGUUUAAAGACUUUCGCCUAACGCUUUUAUGGAUUCUUGGCAUAAUUAUUCGAUAUGCUCUCUUUUUACCCAUAAGGUAUAAAUAUAUAAAAUGUUUAAAACUAAAUGCUAUUUUCUGUGUUAUAUCAUUAUCUUAUUUAUUACGACUAUUGUUUAGAUUACAAAGAAAGCUGCAUAAUUUUGCCUAUCUAACAACGUUCCGAACUCUAGCGCGCGCGAAUCGAGCUAAAGUUGGUGGAGUUUGUGUAACAAAUCAUGCAUCACCACUAGAUAGUGUAGUCUUAUCAAGAGAUAGAUGCUAUGCUAUGGUAGGACAAAAACAAGGUGGUCUACUUGGUAUUUUGAUUAAGAGUAUUAUGUAUAACAAAUCCCAUCUCUUAUUCGAAAGAUCUGAAGCCAAUGACAGAAAAGCACUAUGUAGAAGGAUGAAGGAACAUAUUAAAGACGAUACCUUGAACCCGUUGUUAAUUUAUCCAGAAGGUACAUGCGUGAAUAGCACAGGUGUAUUGCUAUUUAAGAAAGGUGCAUUUGAAAUUGGUGGCACAAUUUAUCCUGUAGCCUUGGAGUAUGACCUGAUGUUUGGUGAUAUCUAUUGGAACUCUUUAGCUAAAGGUUGGCUUAAAUAUCUUAUUGGUAUAUUUACUUGUUGGGGCUUAGUAUGCAAUGUUCACUACUUACCACCGGCGAAAAUCAAGCCAAAUGAAACCGUUAUCGCUUUUGCCAACCGAGUCAAAACCGAGAUUGCUAAACACGGACAAAUACCUAAUUUGCCUUGGGAUGGACAAUUGAAAAGAUUAAAUGUUAAGAAAUCAUUUCGAUUGAAAGAGCAAGAAUUUUACAGCAAGAUUUUAAAAACAGAAUAG
Trichoplax adhaerens is the source of this 909-nucleotide messenger RNA. RefSeq lists its product as uncharacterized. Lineage: Eukaryota; Metazoa; Placozoa; Uniplacotomia; Trichoplacea; Trichoplacidae. The annotation marks the transcript as partial. Gene Ontology annotation, molecular function: glycerol-3-phosphate O-acyltransferase activity. Gene Ontology annotation, biological process: triglyceride biosynthetic process. Gene Ontology annotation, cellular component: endoplasmic reticulum. The record is from RefSeq and is a predicted model, not a curated record. The transcript has 9 exons.